Chlamydomonas reinhardtii is the source of this 1505-nucleotide messenger RNA. RefSeq lists its product as uncharacterized. The record is from RefSeq and is a predicted model, not a curated record. The coding region runs from base 49 to 963 and encodes 304 amino acids. The transcript has 6 exons. Gene Ontology annotation, cellular component: membrane. Lineage: Eukaryota; Viridiplantae; Chlorophyta; Chlorophyceae; Chlamydomonadales; Chlamydomonadaceae. Gene Ontology annotation, biological process: cytochrome complex assembly.
UAUACAGCUCAGCAUUUCAAUCUCACUGCAAACAUUAUGCGAACCGCCAUGCAUUUAGCGCAGCCUCAGUGCCACACCAACUUGUACGCGCUGCCUAGUCGUCAGCUGGCACUGUUCAAGCCAUGUCCUGUACGCGUCGCUAGCUCAAAAUCGCUAAAACGUCAGCUGCGUGCGGUGUCCGGCCAGGAACUGUAUGAACUAUCUGACCAAGCCCAGGAUCUGGUACAAGGGCUUUUCGCUGCAGGGCAAAGCGCCGAUGCGCUGGUGUCGCAGCAACUCACUGGUGUCACGCCGUUGACAUACCUGGCAGUGCUGGGUGCGGGUCUGGUGACGAGCCUGUCGCCUUGCACGCUCAGCGUGUUGCCCCUGACCAUCGGGUACAUCGGCGGGUAUAGCCAGGACGACAACGGCAAUGGUGCCAGCAAGCCCAACCUGGGACUGCAGGCCGUGUCGUUCUCGUUCGGCCUGGCCACCACGCUAGCGGUGCUGGGCGUGGUCAGCUCCUUCCUGGGCCGCGCCUACGGCCAGAUCGGCAACGAGCUGCCCAUCGCGGUGGGGCUGGUGGCGGUGCUGAUGGGGCUGAACCUGCUGGAGGUGGUGCAGCUGCAGCUGCCCUCGCUGAUGCCGGAUGUGGACGUGCGCAAGGCCCCAGUGCCCCCAGCGCUGCAGGCGUACCUGGCGGGCGCCACAUUCGCACUGGCGGCAUCUCCGUGCAGCACACCGGUUCUAGCCACGCUUCUGGCGUACGUGUCGUCCACCCGCGACCCGCUGGAAGGCGGCAGCCUGCUGCUGGCUUACACGUGCGGCUACGUGGCGCCCCUGCUGCUGGCGGCCUCGUUCACGGGCACUGUGAAGCAGCUCCUGGCUCUGCGGCAGUACUCGGCCUGGGUGACUCCGGCCAGCGGGGUACUGCUGGUGGCGGGAGGAACAUACACGCUACUGUCGCGCCUGGUGCCCUCGUGAGCGACCCCCCUUGAAGUCGGAUGUAGGCUGUGUCUGGGCGGGGUCGAGAGGUUAUGGGCCGAGCCCAACCAGUAGGACGCAGGAUGAUGGAAAAGGUUGUCAACCGCAAGUAGCGCAGACGAAAUGGACGAUGAACACAGAGGGCUGACGAGGGCCGCCGCUGGCAAACUGCGUAGACGCUGGUCGACGUGAUGGCUGGGCUGGCGGACGGCUGGCGGGUAGGCGCUGGAGGCACCGGAAAACACGCUGGGCCACAGAACCAACCUGGAGACACCGGCGCCCACCGAUGUGUCAGUUGAAGGGCUCAUCAAGCUUUGACUGGAAUAGGUGUAGCUAUUGCAUGUUAUGAAUUCGGUGUGAGCUGAAUUGGGCAGCUAGAUGUCGAGUGUCAGGACCAUUACCAGGGUCAGAAUGGAGGCGGGGGGGUCGGGCUGGUGGACCGUGGUGGACACAAGACACGGCUCCCCGCAGUUUCCCUUGUUUGAUCGUAUACCACUGACGCAGCUCGGAUCGCUUACCAUGCAUCACUCAAUAUUCCCUAU